AUGGUGGCCCUCACACAAACUCUGCAAACGGCUUCCUCUUCGGCUCGGCUGUUGCGAGCCAGGUUUCCGCGGGCAGCCCAGACCCAUAAGAGCCAGAAGAAUGCCUGGCACUCGGACAAUUUAGACCCCCACGAAUGUCAUGCAUUCAAGCUGGAGAAAACUGUAACUACAGCUUCUAUGAUCACCACUAAGACACUACCUCUUGUUCUGAAAGCAACAGCAACCAUGCCUGCCUCUGUUGUGGGUCAAAGACCUACAAUUGCCAUGGUGACUGUCAUCAACAGCAGCCAGAAAACUGUCCUUAGCACUGAUGCACAGAACACACCUGUCAACCUCCAGACAACAAAUAAAGUCACCGGUCCAGGAGCAGAGGCAGUACAAAUAGCGGCAAAAAAUACAAUCGCAUUGGUUCAAGCUACAGCUCCUCAGCCUAUCAAAGUGCCAGAGUUCAUCCCUCCUCCCAGACUUACUCCUUGUCCAAAUUUUCUUCCACAGGUUCGACCAAAACCAGUUGCCCAGAAUAACAUACCUAUAGGUCCACCUCCCCCUAUGCUUGCUGCUCCUCAACUUAUUCAGAGGCCUGUGAUGUUGACCACAAAGUUCACCCCCACCUCCUUACCCUCUACACAGAAUUCCAUACACCAGUGCUUCCACAGUUCUGACUAUUUUGUUUAG
Thamnophis sirtalis is the source of this 675-nucleotide messenger RNA. The record is from RefSeq and is a predicted model, not a curated record. Lineage: Eukaryota; Metazoa; Chordata; Lepidosauria; Squamata; Natricidae.